AUGAGGUUGGUGUAUGAACUCGUCAAAGUCUUCACUUUCUUAGGAGCUGAAGACUCUGAAGUUGCUGAUGCUUUUCUUUUCUUCACUGCUACACUCUCCGCAGCUUUGGUCUUCUUCGCUUCUGAUGUAGAAGGAAGGUUGAUAUUUUUCAUCUGUGAUGACUUUGCAGGAGGAGCAGAUGAAAUUGGUUCAGUUUCUUUAGGCACAACUGAUGUAGUUGCCCUGGUAGGUUCAGAUUCUUCAGGCACAGUAGCAGAUUCUUCAGCUAGCCUGGUCAACCCAACUAGCUCCCUCUUCCUCCCCCAUGCUCAAGCCCCCACCUCCCCACCCGCGACCCGACCAAUCCUCCCCCCUUCUCCGCUGCGGCGCGGCCCUCCCGAGCCGCCGCACUACCUUCUCCGGCCAGAGCCGCCGCCCGACCCUUUCCACCUUCCUACCUUCGACAGCUACCUACCACCGGCACCCGACCAACCUCCAGCGCCACCGCGAGCCACCGCCGCUUUCCUCCUACAACGCAGAUGCCCCCUCCCCUACCUAGCGUGUCGUCGGCGGUCAGAUCCUAGAGCCCCGUGCUGGCUACCUCCCGGCGAGGCCUCCUCCACCAGAUCCGGCCGCCAUGGCAUCGGUGCGGCCACAAACCGAUCCAGCCAUCAACCACCGCCCACCUACACUGCCCCUUUCUUCCCGUCAUUCAAUCCCCGCGGAUCUGGCCCGUGCUGCUGUGCACUGCCCGGCGAUGGAUGGAGCCCCACCUCCUCUGCAGUUCGGUGGGAUCUUGGUGGUGCUCAUCAGCGAGACCUCGGCCUCGACCUCAACCAGGAGAUGCUCCCCGGCGCACCGGCCUCCCCCCACCAAGCCUCGCCCCUCGUCUACCUCGCGGCGGCCCACGCGGGUGCAGUUCGCCCCCUGCUUCCCGACAUGGUUAGGUCGCACUGGCGCUGCAGUGCGGUUCCCACGCGCGUGUUGUUUGAGCCGCGCUGCAGUGCGGUUCCCACGCGCGUGCUGUUUGAGCCGCCCCUCUCCAGUGCGGCUAGCCUCUCCCCCGCAAUAGUUUGGAAGAAGUCAGGGGCAUGGUGUGCAGUUCGAUGGAGCACGCCAUGGAAUUCAACAACCGCAGGUCAGGUACGACUGCCCCUUGCCUCAAACGAGGGAACGGCCAUGGCCUCCUCCUUUCUUCGUCGUCGUAGGUGCAGGCCACCGCAAAAACCGACCCGCGACCCCCUCCACUCCUCCUCUCCCUGAUGUUCUUCACCGACAGCGAGCAGUGCAGGAUGCUCCGUGACGUAGAUCAGCUUGUUCGUCCUCUCUGGGAUGAGGAGCAGGGCAUCACUGAUUCGCUGGUGCAGUCCGCACAGCAGGCGCGCGCAGCCAACGUCGAUUCCCCAUGCAGUGCACUUCUGUGCUGUAGGGUGAGCAUCGUGGGGAUCCCAGUGAGUUGUCCAUGUGAGCACCUCCUAGUGGAUUCAUCCAUAGCCUGUAGGUCAGUACGCGAUGGCCCACCUCCCCCUGGUUGGUGUUGGACGCGGACGACCAUUGGUGAACGAAGCCUUGCCGUGGUCCAGCUAGACAUGGAGGACAGCAGCUGCUCGAGCCGUGCUGCCCAGGCCCCGUAUCGUGGUCCUCCUCUCCUCAUCUGCUGCGGGAACAACACCGGCAAGGCCUGCAAAAAAAUAGGACGACAGGCAGUGACAUAGACGUGCAGCUCGCUGGUCAUGGUGCGCGAUUCUGGCUGUGCCGACAAGCAGUACAUGGCCACGCCUGCGUCCUAGUGGUGCAGUCCGGUGUCCGCGGAACAUGCAACUCGCUAGCUCAGUGCACGCGGUUCUGGCGGCACGGGAAAGCAGUACAAGGCCACGCCCGUGUCCGAGUGGUGCAGCUGGGUGCUCUUGUCCGUGCAGUUUGCUGUUGUAUUGGACGGCAAUGGCAACAAAAGCUUGGUCCCCGCUAGACUAGGAACAUAAGGAACCGAUUGCAUCUUGUUGAUGGAAAAGAGGUAAUAAUACAAGGAGUUCUUCAGACCGGGUAGUGUUGUCACCUGAGAAGGGGGAGUUCUGGCUGAACAUGAACACGAUAGGUAGUUGCUCAGUUUCAGAUAUUGGAUUCAGUUACAGCCACAUCAACGAUUCAAAUAAAUUCUCACAAAAGAUGUGGAACCCAAGCCUGUAUAAAGGUUACGUGCAUGCAUUGCUAGGCUGCUAGCCCCUUGGACUUGUGGAGCCAUGGGCAGGGCAUGUGAAGCAUCGGCCAAAUUGUUCGUGGCUAAACUACACUCUUUUGUUUUGUUUAGACUAAGCACACUCUUCUUAGAUAAUCUGUAUUCUCAGCCCCA
Triticum dicoccoides is the source of this 2329-nucleotide messenger RNA. Its product is annotated as wiskott-Aldrich syndrome protein homolog 1-like. Bases 1 to 1242 code for a protein of 413 amino acids. NCBI's taxonomy places the organism in Eukaryota, Viridiplantae, Streptophyta, Magnoliopsida, Poales, Poaceae. The record is from RefSeq and is a predicted model, not a curated record. The transcript is spliced from 3 exons.